Helianthus annuus (common sunflower) is the source of this 630-nucleotide messenger RNA. Its product is annotated as synaptic defective enhancer 1-like. The transcript has 2 exons. NCBI's taxonomy places the organism in Eukaryota, Viridiplantae, Streptophyta, Magnoliopsida, Asterales, Asteraceae. The coding region runs from base 1 to 630 and encodes 209 amino acids. The record is from RefSeq and is a predicted model, not a curated record.
AUGUUGAAAAAGUUGUCUUGCGGUUUCGGCGGAGGAUACGAGCGGUUGGAUAGUGUCGGAGCAGCUUCAAAGAAGUGCCCCGAGAAGAAUUUGGUCUUGGCGAAACCAGAGACGAUAGGCGAGAUUCGCCUACAUCACAAACACCGCCCAUCACCUCCACCAUCUACCACCACCACCACCACCACCUGCCGUCGUCACCACCGGCCACCAACCUCCGCCGACCACCACCACCGUCCUCCGCCGCCACCGCCGCCCGCCGCCAUCGACUACCAUCGCUACCACCUGCCAUCGCAAACCACCGCCACCCCGACCACUACCGCCACUCUCCGCCGACCACCACCACCAUCCUCCGCUGCCACCACCCGCUAUUGUCGACCACGGCCACCCAUCGUUGUUGACGCCACCACCACCAUCGACCACCAUCGCCGCCGCCCGCCACCACCGACCAUCGCCACCACGACCACUACCUCUACCCUCCGCCGGCCACCACCACCAUUCUCCGCGGCGACCUCACGCUACUGUCGACCACCGCCACCCACCGUCGUCGCCGCCUCCACCAUCGACCACCAUCGCCACCACCCGCAACCACUGACAAUCGCCACCCCGACCACUACUGCCACCCUCCGCUGA